Molecule: messenger RNA, 1186 nt
Organism: Durotheca rogersii
Lineage: Eukaryota; Fungi; Ascomycota; Sordariomycetes; Xylariales; Xylariaceae
Product: glycoside hydrolase family 61 protein
Exons: 5
Coding region: 232-1011 (259 amino acids)
Source: RefSeq, a predicted model, not a curated record
ACAUUCCGAAUUGCCGCUCGUGGCCAACAGGUUGCACAGCUGACCUGUCCGAGUUUCUAAGGUCUCGUCUCGAGUCUGACCCUACUCGCAACAUGGUGCGAACAAGUACAUAGAAAUGGAGGGCCUCCCAGGCUCUUGGCAGUCGGGAAUUGCCGUGCGUAUUCUUUUCGCUCUUCCGUUUUGACGACCCCAGAUGAUACUGUUUCAGACAUCGCUAACGCUUAUCGCACGAUGACAGGUUCAGUUCUCUUGGCAGCGUUGCUGUUGCUGGUCGGUUCUGCCGCCGCCCACGGCGGUCUUGCGAACUAUACCGUCGGCGACACAUGGUAUAGGGGAUACGACCCGGACCAACCUUUGGAGGCGCAAGAAGGCCAGCCGUGGAUGGUCCAGCGCAUAUGGGCGACCAUAGACCCAAUCUUCUUCGUGAACGACACCGGCCUCGCGUGCAAUAACCCGGGUACGGCGCCACCAUCGUACAUCCCUAUCACCGCCGGGGACAACAUCACGGCUGUCUAUUGGUACUGGCUCCACCCAGUCGGGCCUAUGACUGUGUGGCUUGCAGACUGCGGGGUGUCUUGCGAGGACAUCGACGUGAACGACUUGAACUUCUUCAAGAUAUGGGAAGCCGGCCUUCUGGAGGGGAAUCUCGUGGAAGGCAUCUGGUAUCAGAAGAAGUUUCAGAACUGGGAUGGCUCCCCAGAUCUAUGGCCUGUCACGAUCCCCGCCACGAUUAAGCCAGGCCUAUACAUAAUAAGACACGAGAUACUGAGCAUCCACAUUGAAAAUAAGCCACAGUUCUACCCCGAAUGCGCACACCUGAAUAUCACUGGUAACGGCACGGCCGUGCCGCCGUCUGAGUACUAUGCGAAGUUCCCAGGGUCUUAUAAGGAGGACGACCCAUCACUGAGAAUCGACAUUUACGCCGAUGAAAUGAAGACGAUAAUAAACUACACGAUUGCAGGCCCGCCAGUGUGGGAUGGAUUCGUAAACAAAUAUUGUCACCAGUGCUGAGGUGCCGGUGGAAACGAUAGUUUAGGGGACGAAGUAUUCCGGGAACGUACCUCUUAAUAUAAACCAACAACGGCAGUAUUGCCCAUCUGACAUGAGCAUGCCUACCAACAAACCAUGACACCUAAAUUCUUGACUCAUGAGGCUAGUGGGGGAACUUCCGGCCGUCACCUAAAUA